UGCGCUGGGCGGAAACAGCGGGGAGAACUUGUGUGUGUGUUUCUGCCAUGAAGGAGUGGCCCAAAACUUGUGUUCCUCUGUGUUUGUGUAGAUGCUUCAUGGGGAUGAGUGUUGCUGCGUUUGGUUCGUAAGCGGAGGACGCGCAGUAAAAGAAGCACCGGACUCAGUGAGAGGAGGUGACACCAAGGAGAAGCUAUGCCCGUACCUCCUCCCCCUCCCCCUCCCCCACCCCCCACCUUCUCACAGGCCAACACAGAGAAACCUGUCUUGAACAGAUCGGAGCAGCAGGGCAGGAAUGCUUUACUGUCAGACAUCAGUAAAGGAGCCAGGCUGAAGAAGGCUGUUACAAAUGACCGCAGUGCCCCCGUACUUGACAAACCCAAAGGUGGAGGAGGGCCUGGAGGGGGAGGUGGGGGCGGAGGAGGAGGAGGAGGGUUUGGUGGGGGUGGGGGUGGGGGUGGAGGAGGCGGAGGCGGAGGAGGUCUGGGUGGGCUCUUCCAGGGUGGCAUGCCAAAGCUGCGCUCCACUCGAGAUGACUCUGCGAGUGUCAGGCCUCCGGUUCUGCCACCUGGUGCUCGUACCACAGGUCCGCGGCCCUUUGGUGGAGGAACUGGCUCCGCCCCUCGUCUGCCUGUUCAGCGCAGUGAAUCUUUUGAUCCUCCACGGGCACGAAUGACUCCACCCCGUCCUGAAACACCAGGAGGGCCGCCUCCUCCUCUUCCAAGUGCCCCUCGACCCUUCCAGAGCAGCACACAGAGCAGGGGGCCACCUGCACUACCAGGCACUCCCCGCUUCGGCUCUGCACCAACCCCUCCACCCCCAACCCUUCCUGGGCGUCAGCCUGCACCUCCACCAGUGCCAGGCGGUAUAGGUCGUCCUCCUUCAGCACCGUCUCCUUCGUCUGGUUACGCCGGACGGCCUCCACCUCCUCCUGCACCGGGUCGGGGUGAUGACCGCCCUCCACCUAUUCCCCCCGCAAACCGCUCUAUGCCACUGACCCGGGACAGCCCGCCCCCUCCACCUCCUCCAUCAGCAAGCAGCAAACCAACUCCCCCUCCAGCUCCUUCUCCUGCCUCUUUGAGGCCACCAGUAAGUGCAGCACCUCCACUCCCACCAGGUCGCCCAAGCCCAAAUACUCCUGAAGAACAUACGCCACGACUUCCUGAACGAAACCUGUCACUAGGCUCACAUCUGCCAGCUCCUCCACCGGGGCGAUCCGGACCCCUUCCUCCACCUCCAUCUGAGAGACCGCCUGCGCUGGGCAGAAAUGCAAGUGGAAGAUCAGGUCCUCUUCCGCCUCCACCUCCUUCUGGCCGGCCAGGAGGAGGGAGUAUGAGGUCAUCGCCAGCCCCUCCCCCACCAAACAGACCGGGUGCCGAGACUCACCGUGGGGGCAGUAGGCCACCACUUCCUCCAGACAGACCCUCCUCUGGACCUCUGCUGCCGACUCCUGCUCCUAUGGGCAAUGGAUACCACAGUCAGCAUCAUAUAGAUGAAUGGGAAUCACGCUUCACAUUCCGGCCUGUAUCGGAUCUUCCACCCCCAGAUCCCUACAUCCCCUGUCAAAAGACCUACCCUAGCAAAAUAGUCCGGAAUGAAAGCCGAGGUUCAGGGAAGAAAGAGCGAGGCGCACCUCCCCUGCCUCCCAUACCUAGGUGAAAAAGAAAAAGGCCUGACAAUCCUUCCUUUUCCUGAUUUUCUAAGUUUCUCUGGAACUGUUUGUUUCUGUGAUGUUUUUCUACCAGAGUAAUUCAUUAAAAUAUAAAAAAAACAUGUAGAAAAGAAUUAUAAAAACAGUUUUCUGUUAAAGACACCCUUUAUUUUAUACAA
Danio aesculapii is the source of this 1830-nucleotide messenger RNA. RefSeq names its product WAS/WASL interacting protein family, member 1b (gene wipf1b). Gene Ontology annotation, molecular function: actin binding. The transcript is spliced from 8 exons. Lineage: Eukaryota; Metazoa; Chordata; Actinopteri; Cypriniformes; Danionidae. The record is from RefSeq and is a predicted model, not a curated record. Bases 196 to 1659 code for a protein of 487 amino acids.